Molecule: messenger RNA, 6162 nt
Organism: Poecilia latipinna (sailfin molly)
Lineage: Eukaryota; Metazoa; Chordata; Actinopteri; Cyprinodontiformes; Poeciliidae
Gene: rps6ka3b
Product: ribosomal protein S6 kinase, polypeptide 3b
Exons: 22
Coding region: 495-2699 (734 amino acids)
Biological process (GO): protein phosphorylation; intracellular signal transduction
Molecular function (GO): protein serine/threonine kinase activity; ATP binding; magnesium ion binding
Source: RefSeq, a predicted model, not a curated record
UCAGUGACUGACUCAUCCUGAAGUUUAGCUCUCUCAGGUGCCGCCUCCCGACGUGACGCACGGUGACGUCAGCCGCCUGACGGACAGGUAAGCUGACACCGGCCGCCAUAUUGGGAAAGAACGGAAGCAAGAGAGAGAGAGAGAGAGAGAGAGAGAGAGAGAGAGAUUGUAGAGGUGGAGCAGUUUCCGAGAAAAGGGCGUCCUCCCUUCAUGUUUGUCUCCCCGGAGGAGGAAGGGGCGGUCUCUGCGCCACACCAUAGCCGGAAUUAGCCCCUGCUCGCUCGGCUCGGCUCGGUUCGCGUCCCGCCGACUCAGAAACGGGACCACAGACCGAGAGAAAGUGAGGGAGAGAGGCUCGCAACAUUUUACCAGGAAGAGAAGAAGCAGAAAGAGAGAGAAGACGGCCGGAGUUUAAAGAGGCUACGGAGAGCAGCGGGAAUUAAACCGAAGAAGAAGAGGAGGAGGAGGAGCGGGAGCCCCAGGAGAAGAAGAAGAUGCCUCUGGCUCAGCUGGCGGAUCCCUGGCAGAAGAUGCCGGUGGGGGGGACGGCUGGAGAGGAGGCGCACCACGACCCGGAAGACGCAGCGGGGGACGACGACUCGAUGCCGGCCUGCACCGAUGACGUCCCCAUCAAAGAGAUCAGCAUCACCCACCAUGUGAAGGAGGGGUCGGAGAAGGCCGACCCGCGGCAGUUUGAGCUCCGGAAGGUUCUGGGUCAGGGUUCGUUUGGGAAGGUGUUUCUGGUGAGGAAGGUCACAGGACCGGACGCAGGUCAGCUCUACGCCAUGAAGGUCCUGAAGAAAGCCACGCUGAAAGUUCGCGACCGGGUCAGAACCAAGAUGGAGAGGGACAUCCUGGUGGAGGUCAACCACCCCUUCAUCGUCAAGCUCCAUUACGCGUUUCAGACGGAGGGGAAGCUUUACCUCAUCCUGGACUUCCUGAGAGGAGGAGACCUGUUCACCCGCCUCUCCAAGGAGGUCAUGUUCACCGAGGAGGACGUGAAAUUCUACCUGGCGGAGCUCGCUCUGGCGCUCGACCACCUUCACGGCCUCGGCAUCAUUUACAGAGACCUGAAGCCUGAAAACAUCCUGCUGGACGAGGCCGGACACAUCAAGCUGACAGACUUCGGCCUGAGCAAAGAGUCAAUAGACCACGAGAACAAGGCCUACUCUUUCUGCGGGACGGUGGAGUACAUGGCGCCCGAGGUGGUGAACCGGCGGGGGCACACGCACAGCGCCGACUGGUGGUCGUACGGCGUACUCAUGUUUGAGAUGCUGACGGGAACGCUGCCGUUCCAAGGCAAAGACCGGAAGGAGACGAUGACAAUGAUCCUCAAAGCCAAGCUGGGAAUGCCGCAGUUCCUCAGCUCGGAAGCUCAGAGUCUCCUCAGGAACCUGUUCAAACGCAACCCAGCCAACAGACUGGGCGCCGGCCCGGACGGCGUGGAGGAAAUCAAGAGGCAUUCGUUCUUCAGCCGGAUCGACUGGAACAAACUUUUCCGCAGAGAAAUUUCUCCCCCGUUCAAACCGGCCGCCGGUCGACCUGACGACACUUUCUACUUUGAUCCCGAGUUCACGGCGAAAACGCCCAGAGACUCGCCAGGCGUCCCACCCAGCGCCAACGCCCAUCAGCUCUUCAGAGGCUUCAGCUUCGUGGCCAUAACGGAGGAAGAGCCGACGCCGAUGCCCAAUACCAUCGUACAGCAGCUUCACAGAAGCACGUCUCAGUAUUCGGACACCUACGAGAUCAAAGAGGACAUCGGCGUCGGCUCCUACUCCAUCUGCAAGCGCUGCAUCCACAAAGUCACCGGCAUGGAGUACGCCGUGAAGAUCAUCAACAAGGCCAAGAAGGAUCCAACAGAGGAAGUGGAAAUCCUGCUGAGAUACGGACAGCAUCCGAACAUCAUCACCCUGAAGGACGUGUAUGACGACGGCCGCUCGGUGUUCCUGGUGACGGAGCUGAUGAAGGGAGGAGAGCUGCUGGAUAAGAUCCUGAGGCAGAAGUUCUUCUCUGAGCGGGAAGCCAGCGCCGUGCUCUACACCAUCACCAAGACCGUGGAGUAUCUGCACGUCAACGGGGUGGUGCACAGGGACCUGAAGCCCAGCAACAUCCUGUAUGUUGACGAGAGCGGCAACGCCGAGUCCAUCCGGAUCUGCGACUUCGGUUUCGCCAAACAGCUGAGAGCCGAGAACGGCCUGCUCAUGACGCCGUGCUACACCGCCAACUUCGUCGCUCCAGAGGUGUUGAAGAAGCAGGGAUACGACGCAGCCUGUGACAUCUGGAGUCUGGGCGUUCUGCUCUACACCAUGCUAACAGGCUUUACUCCUUUUGCUAACGGUCCAGACGACACACCAGAGGAGAUUCUGGCUCGGAUCGGCAGUGGGAAGUUCUCCCUCACUGGAGGAUACUGGAACUCUGUCUCCACCGAAGCAAAGGAUCUGGUGUCUAAGAUGCUGCAUGUAGAUCCUCAUCAGCGACUGACGGCGGCUCAAGUCCUCAGACAUCCCUGGGUGAUGCACCGAGAGCAGCUGCCCAAAUACACCCUGAACAGGCAGGAUGCACCACACCUGGUCAAGGGCGCCAUGGCCGCCACCUACUCGGCCCUGAACCGGAACGUUCCCCCGGUCCUGGAGCCGGUGGGCUGCUCCACUCUGGCCCAGCGGAGGGGGGUGAAGAAGAUCACCUCCACCGCUCUUUGACUUCCUCCUCCUUCUCUUCCUCCUGUCAACUCUGACCUCGAUCUGAUCGCCUCCGGACCUCCCCGCGGUCCGGUCUGGUAGGACAGACUACUGAUGGACCUGAGAGCCGCUUACGCCAAAUAGAAGCACACCCCGUCUCCGCCCCGCCCUGCACCUUACCGGGUUCUCCUGACUCCCAGCUUUAGCAUCACCAAUCAACACAAACACAAACCGUGGACCCGUGGACCCGUGGAACCGGCCUCUGCUUCGGACAAUCAGCGCUUCCUCGCCACUGCGAGGCUGCGUCAGGAAAACAAGAGUAUUUAUUAACCUCAGACGGGGAAAUCAUAGGAACAAGGUAAGGUAGGCGUUCUGAAGAGCUAGGAUCUUUGUUAUCUGUGUAGUUGUAGAUUCUGCAUUUAAACCUCAAGUAGCCUCUGAGACGGACAGAAGUCCAGAUCAGCUCAGGAAGCAGCCGCCUGGGACUGUCGCUGCUCGCCUUUUAAAGGGAAACCAACGUCUCACUAAGAUCCGUUCUGUUGGGAAAACUUUUCUUUUUCCACUUUUUCAUCUUUAGGAACAAAACAGCAAAAUGUUUCAAACAUUCACCACCGAAACCUUCGUUUCCGCCAACAUUUAUCCAAAAACCAACAUGGAAAAUACUCUGGAAUCAAACUGUGAACGACUUAAAUCUGCAAAAAGAGUUUUCUGACAUUAUGCUGCCCCCUAGUGACCACAACAGGUAUAACAAGCCAUUUUUCGCCUCUGUUAUUUUGUCUACUUCAUUUUUUUCGUUUUUGGAAUAAGAUAAAUUUAUAUUUGACACCCAACAUCAUGAACAUUUUUGGUUACUAUCUAACCUGAUCAGAAACAGAUUUAUGCAGAUUAGGGAGCAACUAAAUCUGUGGUGUUCAGUUUUUCUCCUUUAGUUUUUGGAAAUAAAAAUGAAGUUAAAAUUUCAGUGAUGUCAGAAAAAAUAAGUUGCUAUUUUUCCCUCAAUACUAAAAAACAUUAUAUGUAAAAUAAAUAUAAACUUGUAGUAAUGUUUGCAAUAACGUUUGGUAGUAAAAUAGACGAUGUUUAUGUACAUUUAUUGUAAAAAUACAGAUGUUUCCUGAUGUGUCUCCAUGUGAAGCAGUGAGAAACCCGGCGCUGUUGGACCUCUGCUGCUCAGCCACAUUUUACAUCAGAAACAUCGUUUAAAGUUUAAGCACUCGACUCCAUUAGCAUUUUGAUACAUUUAUACUUUUUACAAGGUUUUAUUUUGAGUUUGAUGAACUUUUUAGAGUUUUUAACCUCAGAAAGUUUAACUGUGUGAUGAUGAUACGCACUUUAGAUUUUGACCUUUUUUUCUAUUUAAAUAAUUUCCUGGCACAGUUUCAUCUCUACAGUUAAAAUUUAUACAUCAAAACGUUGGUAUUUCUGUCCUCUUCGACCCGAUGUGUCUCUCACUGCUGUAGCACUUUUGGUUUGCAGUCAAAUCACCUCAGAGUUCAGAGUUCACACACACAACUGAAUUCACCCCCACUGUAUUUCCUCUAUCGAAAUUAUCAUUGAAGAGCCUCUUUUAGCCGCCAUAUCUCCAUAUAAAUCGCUGUAGACGUAUAAAGUUUCUCACGUUAUGCUUUUCACGGUUUAAUGAUUAUUCAAUACAACUUACGGUUUUUGCACAGCAACUGUUUGCUUGAAUCUUAAACUCCUGGUUAUUUUUCUGUCUUUCACCCCAGAAAAGGCGGGAAUCACCAUGGCAACCUGUUAUUUUUUUGUUUUGUUUUUCCAGAAUGGCUGCCCAAGUUGCCACUAGAAUAAGCAUUUGUUAGGCCUUGGGAGACUGAACAGGAGGAAAUCUGAGCACCACUGAUUUAAAUCCCCUCCCAGAUUAAUAAUUCAGGAACCGUUUCAGGAUCUGAAAGCGGCUUCAAGCAUUUCCUGUCCGCCAUCUUUAGAUGGUGUAGAGCCGCCUGCUUCCUCACGGCGCCGCCUGAAGCUGGAUUUCUGCCUCAGUACCAGCCGUCGGUGCAGCAGAACUGUAAAUAUGAACAUGUUGGGCAACUCAGGUUUCUACGAAUCAAGACGAUGCAUUUUUGUAGGAGGAGGAGGUGAAAAAGCACAGGAACACGAGCAACACAGGCGAACAAAAGGCUCCUAAUAUCAGACGUUAAACAUUUUACACGUCCAGUUUUCUUUCCAGAUUUCUGUUUUCCUCUCAGUCUUAAAAAAGCGACCUCUAGAGGGUCUGGAGGUUUUGUUUUGAAAUCGAACUCUUCCGUUGUUGGUGUUGCGUUCCUGUGAUCUGUGUUCAGCAUUUAUGCCUGAUGAUGAUGAUGAUGAUGAUGAUCUGGCAGCAAACCCUUUAAAAACUGAGCAGAAAACAUUAAAAACAUUCCAGCUGUUGGCUUCACCCUGGAGGUCUAAUAGUUAGCAAGAUGCUAAUGUUUAGCAUCAUGCUAACUAUUAGCAUCAUGCUUGAUCUGUAGAUUCAACAGAAAACUAAUUUAUGCAACAAUUUUUCCAGAAAAUAAAUCCACCCUAAACAGAAGCUGAAUUACACUCCUCCAGCUGAGCCACCAGGGGGCGCUGCAUUCAUUUAAAUUCUUUGACCAAAUUAUUCAGCUUCUCUUCAGUGAAAUUAAUCCAUGUGUGAGUUUGCUUCUGGUGCAAAACGACGGAGUGAAAGUGUGAAAAGUCAGAAACUGUAAACCUGACGACCUCGGAGGCCCAUUUUCACCGGCGCUGAAAUAAAAAAUAAAACAUGUCAGAUAAACGUCUGAAUCAUAAACGAGUCGUUUUCUGGAUAAAUCAAAUUUGAUCAAUUAAAACAAGCAUUUCCUUACAGAAGUAAUAACAUAAAACUAUUUUUGAUUUCAAAUCAGAAUUUUAUAUGUAUAGCACAUUUCAGCAACAAAGCAUUUAAAGUGCUUUACAUGACAAAAAAAUGAUCAUAAAUGUCAUCUUUUUAAAUAGUUUUGCCCUUUUCUUCAGUAAUGACUCUAAGUCCACAUUUAGACUCUAAAGAUACUUUGUGAGUUUUAUUUGCUCUCCAUGUUUUUGUUUUAACUGGUGAAAUCGGGCCUCCACUGACGUCUGCGACUGAGUUUUUAAAAGCAAAAAUAAAUUUCUUCACAGCAGAAAUCCCACUUCUGUUGUCGUGGAAACAUUAAAAACUUUCUGUAGUCGUCUGAAUGUCAUCUUAAAGGGAUAAACUUCAGAGUUUCUUUAUGUUUUAUAUAUAACUAUUGAUUUAUGUUGAAUUUUGUUCAUUCUUCUGUCAAUGUACAGCUCUGGGAUAAAGAGAGAUAAAUAAAAUGACCUUUUCCGUAAUUAUAAACAGAGAAAUAGCUUUUUUCUCUUCAUCUCACUCUUCCUCUUUUCGUCUGAUUCUGUCAGAGAUGUAUUCAGCCCUGCUGCUACGCCAGCUCUCUGUUUUUGUACCUGCAGAGUUGGACUUUCUAUGAAAAACAAUAAAAAACAAUAAUCGAUAAAA